GGCCUCGAGUGAGGAGGCGGGGUUCGUGCCCCCGAGGCUGCAGCUGCUGGGUGUCGGGCGUGUGGGGCGUCAGGUCAAGGCGGCUCCUUGGCUGCUGCGGCCUCCGAGGAGCUGCCCUGUCUUGGAGAACUGCAGGCAGGAGGCCGCGCUUCUCGAGGGCCGAGCCUGUAUCCAUAACCAUUCCUAGGUCAGUACUGGAUUCACGGGAGCCUCCUCGGAAGAAGAAUCACGUCUUCCUUGCAAGGAACCGAGAGGAUUCAAGUAAGCUGACCACACAGUGUCUGGCACGUGCUCAGUACUGACCACAUGGGCACUGCUCCAUUUUUCCCCGAUCUGUGUCCUCCAGAAACAAUGGGUGUCGCUAGAUCCAGUGGGAACUGUGCCAGGCUCCAGUGCUCUGUGUGAGCAAGGGUCCCCUUCCAGCCUGCUCUCCCUGUCUGUCAUGGCCACACCUGGCUGCUGCCCGCUUGCCUGGGGACAUAGGACACCCAGCCCCAGCCCUGAGGGCUCAAGCCCAGUCCUCUGGCUCUGUCCCUUGGGGGGGCCUCAGGCACCAGGUGCCUCUCAGAGCCAGAGAGACUGAUGCCGCGGGACCAGCCCCAGCCCAGCUGUCACCCGCCUGGCACCGCCUGUCCAGAGAGCUGUGCUCUGGGGCUCCCUGGAGCUGCCAACUCCGUGAACUCCUCCCCUGUCCCCCAACACCGAGAAGGCCCUGCCUGCCCCCACCAUGUGUGAGGUGAUGCCCACAAUCAAGGAGGGGGACGCCCCGGGCCCCCCCCAUGGCACGGGCGCUGACGCCAACUUCGAGCAGCUGAUGGUGAACAUGCUGGACGAGCGGGAGAAGUUGCUGGAGUCCCUACGUGAGAGUCAGGAGGCCUUGGCGGCCACGCAGAGCCGGCUCCAGGAUGCCCUCCACGAGAGGGACCAGCUCCAGCGUCACCUGAACUCCGCGCUCCCUCAGGAAUUUGCCACCUUAACCCGAGAGCUGAGCAUGUGUCGGGAGCAGCUCCUAGAGCGGGAGGAAGAAAUAUCAGAGCUGACAGCAGAGCGGAAUAACACGAGGCUGCUUCUCGAGCAUCUGGAAUGCCUGGUGUCCCGCCAUGAGCGGUCCCUAAGGAUGACCGUGGUGAAGCGCCAGGCCCAGUCGCCUUCCGGGGUCUCCAGUGAGGUGGAGGUGCUGAAAGCCCUCAAGUCGCUGUUUGAGCACCACAAGGCCCUGGAUGAGAAGGUGCGAGAGCGGCUCCGGGCCGCCCUGGAGCGAGUCACCACACUGGAGGAGCAGCUGGCAGGUGCCCACCAGCAGGUUGUCUUGUCUGUGACUCACUGCCCCGGGGACUGUGCCCUGCAGCAGGGGGCAGGGGUUCAGGACGGAGUGGCAGGAGACGAGGGGACUGUGCAGCUGGGACCGAAACGCCUGUGGAAGGAUGACGUGGGCCGGGUGCAGGAGCUGCAGGAGCUGCUGGAGAAGCAGAGCUUUGAGUUGAGCCAGGCCCGGGAGCGACUGGUCACCCUGACUGCAGCCGUCGCUGAACUGGAGGAAGACUUGGGCACUGCCCGCCGGGACCUCAUCAAGUCGGAGGAGCUGAGCAGCAGGCGUCAGCGGGACCUGCGGGAGGCUCUGGCCCAGAAGGAGGACAUGGAGGAGCGGAUCACCACACUGGAGAAGCGCUACCUGGCGGCUCAGCGGGAGGCCACAUCCAUCCAUGACCUCAAUGACAAACUGGAGAAUGAGCUGGCCAAUAAGGAGUCCUUGCACCACCAGUGUGAGGAGAAGGCACGACACCUACAGGAGCUGCUGGAGGUGGCAGAGCAGAAGCUGCAGCAGACGAUGCGCAAGGCGGAGACGCUGCCCGAGGUGGAGGCCGAGCUGGCCCAGAGGGUUGCAGCCCUCACCAAGGCUGCAGAACGGCACGGCAGCUUUGAGGAGCAUGUCCGGCAGCUGGAGGGCCAGCUGGAGGAGAAGAAGCAGGAGCUGGCCCGGGUGCGCCAGCGGGAGAAGAUGAACGAGGACCACAACAAGCGGCUGUCAGACACGGUGGACCGGCUGCUUACUGAGUCCAACGAGCGCCUGCAGCUGCACCUCAAGGAGCGCAUGGCCGCCCUGGAAGAGAAGAACACCUUGAUGCAGGAGCUGGAGAGCUCCCAGCGGCAGAUCGACGAACAGCAACACCACAAGGGCCGCCUGUCUGAAGAGAUUGAGAAGCUGCGCCAAGAGGUGGACCAGCUGAAGGGUCGAGGGGGGCCAUCUGUAGACGGCGUCCACUCCAGGUCACGCCCGGGCAGUGCGGUGGACAUGCGGUUCUCCCUGAGCACAACCAGCCACGUGCCCCCAGGCCUGCAUCGCCACUACUCGGCCCUGCGGCGGGAGCCUGCCAAGGACUGGGAGCUGUCUCCACGGCCUGGGGUGCUGGCCCCCACGGCCACCCCUGCCUUUGACAGUGACCCUGAGAUCUCCGACGUGGAUGAGGCUGAGCCCGGGGGUCUGCUGGGCUCCGUGGACAUGGCCUCCCCCAGCAGCCACUCUGACGCCCAGACCCUGGCUUUGAUGCUGCAGGAGCAACUGGAUGCCAUCAACGAGGAGAUCAGGGUGAUCCAGGAGGAGAAGGAGUGCACAGAGCUGCGGGCCGAGGAGAUCCAGACGCGCGUGACCAGCGGCAGCUCGGAGGCCCUCGACCUGAUCCAGCUGCACAAGCACGGCCCUAUCCCCUCCUCUCUGACCGCCCUGUCCCUGGCCAGCGUGUCCCCUGCACUCAGCGGCCGCUCCGCCCCUAAGCUUACCUCCCACAGCGCUGCCCAGGACCUGGACCGAAUGGGGGUCAUGACCCUGCCCAGUGACUUAAGAAAGCACAGGAGGAAGCUGCUGUCGCCAGUGUCUCGGGAAGAGAACCGAGAGGAUAAAGCCACCAUAAAAUGUGAGACUUCUCCUCCUUCCUCACCCAGGACGCUGCGGCUAGAGAAGCUCGGCCACGCAGCCCGGAGCCAGGAAGAAGGCAAGAGGCCGGUGGAGGACCAGGGUAGCAACCCGAGCAGCAGCAGCAGCAGCCAGGACUCCUUACACAGGGGCGCCAAGCGCAAAGGCAUCAAGUCGUCCAUUGGCCGCCUGUUCGGGAAGAAGGACAAGGGCCGGCCGGUCCAGCUGAGCCAGGACGGAGCCUCGGGCCACGUUCUGCUGACAGACUCUGAACUCAGUGUGCAGGAGCCCAUGGUGCCUGCCAAACUGGGGACCCAGGCAGAGAAGGACCGGAGGCUGAAGAAGAAACACCAGCUACUUGAAGACGCGCGCAGAAAAGGAACACCCUUUGCCCAAUGGGACGGCCCCACUGUGGUCUCCUGGCUGGAGCUCUGGGUGGGAAUGCCGGCCUGGUACGUGGCUGCCUGCCGGGCCAACGUCAAGAGCGGUGCCAUCAUGUCAGCUCUGUCGGACACGGAGAUCCAGCGGGAGAUCGGGGUCAGCAAUGCCCUGCACCGGCUCAAGCUGCGGCUGGCCAUCCGGGAGAUGGUGUCGCUGACCAGCCCCUCCGCCCCGCCCACCUCCAGGACCUCUUCCGGGAACGUCUGGGUCACCCACGAAGAGAUGGAGACGCUGGCAACAUCCACUGAAACAGAUGGUGAGGAGGGCAGCUGGGCUCAGACCCUGGCCUACGGGGACAUGAACCACGAGUGGAUCGGGAAUGAGUGGCUGCCCAGCCUGGGGCUGCCCCAGUACCGCACACACUUCAUGGAGUGCCUUGUGGACGCACGCAUGCUGGACCACCUCAGCAAGAAGGACCUGCGUGUCCACCUGAAGAUGGUGGACAGCUUCCACCGAACCAGCCUUCAGUGUGGCAUCAUGUGUCUGAAAAGGCUGAACUAUGACCGGCAGGAGCUGGAGAAGAGGCGGGAGGAAAGCCAGCAUGAGAUCAAGGAUGUGCUGGUCUGGACCAAUGAGCAGGUGGUUCACUGGGUCCAGUCCAUCGGGCUGCGUGACUACGCGGGUCACCUGCGUGAAAGCGGCGUGCACGGCGCCCUCCUAGCCCUGGAUGAGAAUUUCGACCACAGCUCGCUGGCCCUGCUGCUGCAGAUCCCCACACAGAACACCCAGGCGCGCCAGCUGAUGGAGAGAGAGUUCAACAACCUGCUGGCCUUGGGCACAGACCGGAAGCUGGAUGACGGGGAGGAAAAGGUGUUCCGCCGCGCGCCCUCCUGGAGGAAGCGCUUCCGGCCGCGGGAGCUCCCCGGCGGCGUGCUCGGCGUGUCCACGCAGGGGCCCCUGCAGCCUCCACCAGCGCCGCCAAAGAAGGUCGCGCCUGAAGCUCAUUCUCAUUAUCUCUACGGACACAUGCUCUCCGCCUUCCGGGACUAGCGGGCCCUGACCCCUCCUGCUCGGCCCUGGAUCUCAGAGUCCACUCGUCCACCCCUCGAUCGCAUCCUCUCGCAUCGCACCCCCCUCGCAACCCCCGCGUGUCCUUUGUAAGUCUCGUGGAUGUGGCUGGGUGUUCUGGUGGUGUGCAGAUUCGGGAGGACCACAGCCCCUUCCCCCCCUUAGGGGGCGGACCGAGGGGGGCGGCCACCUGCCCUCUCCUGGACCUGGCCGGUCUGUACUACGACCUGCACUGGAGACCAGGACACUGUGCCACGGGCUGGGGACGGCCCUUCCAAGGAAAGGACACUCAGACUCCCCCUUGUUUGAGCUGUUUGGCCUCCAGUUCCUGUCGGUUCCCUGGCGGUGCCACAUGGCCUGCCAUCUGGUUUGGGCACGCUCAGCGUUGUUUUCCCAAAGUCAUCUCCAGGAGGCCGGUUCUCCCUCAGGGUGGUGAGGCUGCGGAUGGGGAAAGCUAAGCUGAACUCCAGAUGUGAGUGAGAAGAGCCUGAGGGAAAUCGGCUCCUGAGCUGUGGGCCAGGGUGGGCACGGGAAGCUGUCCGCUUUCCCACUCAGUGAGGAGGGCAGGCAGGCCCCCUGGAGGCUGAGCCGGUGGCCUGUGGUCCACUAAGCCCAAAGGGCUGUGGCUCUGCCUCCUGCCCCAGCCAUGGGCUGGAGCUGCCGUGGGCUGGGGACAGGGAUUGUGGGGCGGUUAGCUUGGGGACAGAACUGCCAACCCCUUCCCUUGUGGUUCCCGGCACCCCUUCCCUUGUGGUUGGCUGUGCCGGUUGUGUUCUGAUCCCAGCCCUAUAACACACACCUGAUGGCUGGGUCAAAUCUACACUAACCUUAGAGUCAGGUCUGGGGAAAAGGUAGACUGAGGCCCCUUGCCCUGACCUGGGAAGAAAGUGAAGCUUCCCCUUCGGUGAGUCAGGCCCCAGGUCCAGGUUACUGAAUGUUAGUGAAGGCUGUCACUCUCCUGCUCGUCCCCAAACCACCCACCCAUUGCUCAGGGCUCUCUUGGUGUGCAGGGACUGCGUCCUCCAGAAGAUUCUGAGAUCUGCCGCUACUAUGUCAACUGCUGUUGCCACCGUGCAGCAUGGUGGCAACUGAGGCUGAGGGAUGCAGGUCCUGGCUUGUUAGAAAUGUCAUCCCCAAGAAAUCCCUCUUCCUCACCCAUAUCCUCAACCUGCCAAGGUGCCUGCAGGUGUUUGGGACCCAAGUUCAGGGUGAGUGGAUGGAACCCAGGGUUCAUCCAAGUGAGAGGAGAGGAGAAUGUCUGUAGCAUGUUUCGGGAGAGGGGCCUGUGUGGUGCCAUCCUGCAGGUGGCUGAGCAGCUGGUUUGUAACCUAAUCAAUUCGGGUUCUGAGCAGGGCUGCACUAGCAGGUGGGAUGAGGGGUCAGAGCACCCGGUCCAGGAGUAGUGGAGCCUGAGGCAGUGCCAGGUCUCAGAACCUUUGGCUACUUUUCAGGAGAGGAGAGCCCCAUCGUGGUGGGGCUGGCUGGGCCCUCGGGCGUGGGCAAAGCAGCCACCUUUCCUGCUGUCCCUCGUCCCCUGACCUCCCUGUUCAUCAGGCCUCUGCAAAGGGAGCUGGAGGUCUUGAGCAGCAAAUGAGUUGGUGGAGAGAAAAGGCCCCACCCCUGGGUGAUAGUAAGAUUAAGGAGACACCCCAAAUUCCUAUGAUUGUGGAGUUGGGGACCCCAAGGCCAUCUGACUCAGGGGACCCAGUGGGCUAGCCUGUCUUCUAUACCUUAACCCUACGUGGUGGCCAUGUCAUAGGCAGCAGCUGGUGGGACCCGGCUCCCUUCAGGGUCUCUUUGAAGUGCCGUGUGGAGCUGAUGGGGCAGAGAACCCCAGCGGGAAGGCGCUUGUCUAGGGGCACCUGUUGUCUGACAGUCAGUGUACUUUGGGAGUGACCUGCGCCCCCUCACCAGCCUCCUGUACUUGCCAGGUCCCUUCUUAGUACUGUACUGUGCAUCAGGAAUGGGUGUGUGUGCGUGUGUGCGUGUGUACGUACCAAUAAACAACCCGGUUUUAAGACAAUUUACAAAUGGCUCUGCUCGUCUUAAACUUGGAGCUCGCCUGACAUGCCAGCUUCCUGCCCAGUCCUAAGGGCCAGUGGGCUCUAGGAGUAAAUACAGGGUUUUAAAAACU
Rhinolophus ferrumequinum (greater horseshoe bat) is the source of this 6494-nucleotide messenger RNA. RefSeq names its product PTPRF interacting protein alpha 4 (gene PPFIA4). The coding region runs from base 728 to 4342 and encodes 1204 amino acids. The transcript has 32 exons. Gene Ontology annotation, cellular component: presynaptic active zone. The record is from RefSeq and is a predicted model, not a curated record. Gene Ontology annotation, molecular function: protein binding. Lineage: Eukaryota; Metazoa; Chordata; Mammalia; Chiroptera; Rhinolophidae. Gene Ontology annotation, biological process: synapse organization.